GGCUGUGACUCAGUGCCUCCGGCACGGUGGCGGAUCUUCUGGUACCUGGAUCAGACCGCACCCUACGGGACGGGGCACCGGCCGCUGUGGUUCCCGUUCACGAGGGAGUACUGGGCAGAGUCCUGUAACUGCUUCGAGAGGGGGAAGGAGUCCAUGACGACUUCCGCGAACGAGCAGGACGGGGAGGCCUUCGAGGAGCCGACCGCCGCACAGCUGGAACUGACCCAAGAGAACAAGACCCUGGAGGUCGCGGGCCUCAGGAAGACCUUCACGGCGCAGGGCCGCACAAUCGCGGCAGUCGAUGGUGUGAGUCUCAGCAUGUACCCCGGAGAAAUCUAUGUGCUACUGGGUCACAACGGGGCGGGCAAGACCACGUCCAUCAGCUGCCUCACAGGGCUAAUCAGGCCCACUGCUGGGAAUGCGACACUCUUCGGCAAUCCCCUGUGGGCGUUCCUCCAAACCACUGAGGGCCGGAAGCAGGUGGGAAUCUGCCCGCAGCACAACGUUCUCUGGACAGAGCUCACAUGCAUGGAGCACGCAACGCUGUUCGGCGCCUUUCGCGGACUGAGCCACGCCAUUGCGCAGUCCAGCAGCGUGGACAUCCUGGCGCAGUGCGGACUCUCUGCUAAGGGUGGUGCGCAGGCGAAGGCCCUCAGCGGGGGCAUGAAGCGGAAACUCUGCCUAGCCCUCGCGCUCGUGGGCGAGCCGAGGAUAUGCUUCCUCGACGAGCCUACCUCUGGCAUGGACCCCACCGCGCGCAGGGACACGUGGGACCUCCUGCGGCGGCAGAAGGAGGGCAGGAUCAUGGUGCUCACAACGCAUUACAUGGACGAGGCGGACAUACUAGGAGACCGCAUCGGCAUCAUGGCCAAGGGACAAAUGCAGUGCCUGGGCUCGCCGGUAUUCUUGAAGAAACACUACGGCUGUGGCUACAAUAUAAAUUUCGAGCUCGAAGACGGGAACACCAAGAGGCAGACUCGUGAGCUGGUCGCGAACGAGUUGGCCGGGUACAGCGAGGUGAGGGCCAUGUCUGAGGCGGGCUCGGAGUUAGUGCUGCUCGUGGACUUCUCUGCCUCUAAGGCUUUCCCAAAGUUGUUCGCGAAGCUCGACGACGAGGGCACGAAAAAGACGCUGGGCCUCCGUGGCUGGAGUAUCGCUGUCUGCCACCUAGAGGAGGUCUUCAUCCGUGUGGCCGCUGGUCAGAAGACCGCCGCCGCGUCCACGUCAAAAUCUUCAGAAAACCUUUUAGCCGCAUCAGGAGAGGCGGAUGGGGAUGUCGACGAGGAGCUCCGGCCCAAUGUAUACCGGCAGGUCGGGGUCAUGCUCGCGAAGCGAGCCCGCUACACCGUCCGGGACCCUUUGCUCCUCUUCUGCCAGCUUCUGUGCCCAUGUAUCGCCUUCGCCGUGAUAUUGGGGAUCAUGCAGGGUUUUGUCACCGACGAGGCCAAGUUGGACCUUUCCCUGGACCUGUACAAUGACCCCGCCGUUGAUGCUGGCCACCCGCGGACGGUGAUCCCUUGGGCAGCUGUGGAGUCGAAUGUCGACAUGACGGCGGUCGGCCAGUCGACCGUUAGCAUGGGCCUUGCGGACCAAGCUCCAGGUCUUUCCUUCGAGCCUGGUGCGACCUGCACCCCGGAUCAUGAUCCCAGCGAUGUCCUUUGGGAUCAGCAGUGCAGCGACGAGACGUGCUGGGCCACGGCGUGCCAGGCUGAAGACGGUACGCUCAAUCGAAGCUUGGCCAGCUAUGCUCGGGCUUUCGGCUGUGGACUCUUGGGCACCGCUGGGGACGAUGCGGCGUCGCGGUAUGCUGCAGUUUUGCCAGUGUCGGUGAAUGCUUCGGGCGCCUCGAGCAUCGUGUUGGGGGUGAACCUGUCCGCUAUCCACAUCGCUCCGAUCGGGUUGAACCUGGGCUCGAAUCUCCUGCGGCGGGAGGCAGGGGUGCCAGGCCAUGUCAAGGUCGCCAGCCACCCGUUUCCGCAGACCGACCGGCAGCGCUCCGAUUUCUUCGGUGGGGAUGGCCUUCUCUUAUCGCUUGCUCUGAUCCUCCCAGCAUUUAUCUUUCCGUUCCCCACAGCCUUUGCCGCCGCCUACGUGAUCCGAGAAAAAGAAACAGGCGUCAAAGCGCAGCACCUGAUGAGCGGCGUGGGUGUUGCCUCCUAUUGGAUCACAAACAUUUUAGCAGACGUUCUCAUAUCCGGGGCGACGGCGGAUUCUGUGCGGCCCUCGCCUUUGUGCUGA
This is a messenger RNA of Prorocentrum cordatum, 2238 nucleotides long. The record is from the annotation of a GenBank genome assembly. Lineage: Eukaryota; Dinophyceae; Prorocentrales; Prorocentraceae.